Molecule: messenger RNA, 189 nt
Organism: Suillus discolor
Lineage: Eukaryota; Fungi; Basidiomycota; Agaricomycetes; Boletales; Suillaceae
Exons: 2
Coding region: 1-189 (62 amino acids)
Source: RefSeq, a predicted model, not a curated record
AUGACCAACGAUCGAUCAACUAUAUACCGACCUCAUUUCUUCUCGACCCUCAUCCCAAAUAUUCUCGUCAGCUGUCUACGCUACCGCACUGUUCCGUCCGACCUGUUAGAUGACAAUGAGUACCACUCCCGUCAACCCGUUACCCACAUUCGCCCCUCCUCCAUCACAUCUUCUCAGCUCCCCACAUAA